Molecule: messenger RNA, 2596 nt
Organism: Xyrauchen texanus (razorback sucker)
Lineage: Eukaryota; Metazoa; Chordata; Actinopteri; Cypriniformes; Catostomidae
Product: BTB/POZ domain-containing protein KCTD12-like
Exons: 3
Coding region: 346-1680 (444 amino acids)
Biological process (GO): protein homooligomerization; regulation of G protein-coupled receptor signaling pathway
Molecular function (GO): protein binding
Source: RefSeq, a predicted model, not a curated record
CUCGACCUCUAACAGAAAUGGACCACGAGGCUGUUUUAUCGAAGUUAUUUCUUCACAGGACAUUCUCAGGCACAUUUUCAUGACGAUACUUUACAUUCACGCACUAUCAAGCUGUGUAGAUGGUGUUUUUUUUUUUAAGAGUGCUUUUUCAAUAACUGUAUUUACACUGACGGUUGGUCUCGGAGUAUCGGACGGCUAUAUGAUGAUCGAGUAUGGACACGGACAGCUGAAAACUCAGAUGCAGAAUGCAUUUCGUUUCUCAUUUACAUGAGCAGGAACCUUUUCGCAAUCACGUGGACAUAGAUUUAAGUUUUGGCUUGUAAAGAUUCAUUGCCCUUCACAGAAAUGGCUUUACCUGACAACGCCAGUGGCGUUCCUGUAAACGAACUGCCUUUUCCGGAAAUUAUCGAACUAAAUGUUGGAGGCCAGGUGUAUAUUACCCGCUACUCAACUUUAACAAGUGUGCCAGGCUCCCUCUUGUGGGAGAUGUUCAGUCAGAAGACCACCAAGGGCUUGGCUCGCGACACCAAGGGUCGUUUUUUCGUCGACAGAGAUGGCUUCCUUUUCCGUUACAUUCUAGACUACAUGCGAGACCAGCAACUUGUUCUUCCCGACCAUUUCCCAGAGCGAGGACGCUUGCAGCGAGAAGCUGAGUUCUUCAAUCUCCCUGAACUUGUCAAACUGUUGGCGCCAAAGAUCAGUAAGCAGAACUCUCUGGGCGACGAGGGCUGCCAAAGCGACCCUGAAGAGUCGUCGCCAAGCACCGACAUCGCCCGCAAUCUGGCCUCUCUGGGGGCGGCCGCGGUUGCCUGUUCCAGUCUGGCGUUGGGUGGCGGCGACGGCAAACGCUCUGGGUUCAUCACGAUUGGCUACCGGGGCUCCUACACUCUAGGCCGUGACAGUCAAACAGAUGCCAAGUUCCGGCGAGUGGCUCGGAUUAUGGUGUGUGGGAAGACCUCUCUUGCCAAGGAGGUUUUCGGGGAAACGUUGAACGAGAGUCGUGACCCUGAUCGCCCACCAGAGCGCUACACGUCCCGCUAUUACCUCAAGUUUACUUUCUUGGAGCAGGCUUUUGACAGGUUAGCCGAUGCCGGCUUCCACAUGGUGGCUUGCAACUCAACAGGGACUUGUGCCUUCGCCCACGAACAGACUGACGACAAAAUCUGGACCAGCUACACCGAAUAUGUAUUUUACCGUGGCAAAGCAUCCAUGUCGCCCUGCAUCAGUGAGCCAGGAAGUGUCUUUGCAGAGAAGGAAGCCGUAUAUAAUCUGCGUACACCCUCCAUCUGUAGCCAGGACGACGCUAAUAUCCCCCUGGAUCUGGACAAUGAAUCUCUCCCAGACUCACUUCCACCACCUCCACCUCUGGACAGCCCCGAACUACCUCUACCUCCAGAGCCAAGCCCCCCUCCUCUGCCUGACUUCAGUCCUGUGCGGCCCACCACCUUGUCUCUGAAAACACUACCCCGGCCCACCAACACCGCUGUCUCUAUCACCACCUCCAUCACCAGAGAGAACGGCGGUCCGCUGAGCAAAGACUCAGAGGAAGAGGAGAAGAAAAUGAUGGAGGAAGAGCUGAAAAAGUGCAUCGAUGACUUCAGGAAGAUCCGGAUCCCUAAACUCUUCCCCGACCGCAAGAGACACUGGCAGAGUGAUCUGCUCAAGAAAUACAACGCGUGAUAUUUUUCAUAUCAGGCCAUUGGUGAACAAACAUAUGACUUUUGGAACAAGAACAAACACUAUGUCUUUCAAAGUAUCAAUAUAUCCUAUUAUCCGAGACCAGACUGGAUCUGUUCCAAAGCCUAGUGAACUUCCUUCCUAGACAGCAUUUUUAAGGCAUCAUAGGUGGCGCUCCCAAUGCAAUGUUAGGCGUCAAAAUAAUGAUUUACAAUAAGAUUCUAAGGCAGCGUCGCUUAUAUCGCUUGUAUCCUUCACAGAUAAGGCAAACCUUAAAUGCACUGUGAUGAGCCCGGUGGAAAAAAAAUCAUCCAAGUUGGUGGAUGAAGCAAGACUGUGGCAGGGCCUGCCACAAAGACCUUGUUUAUAAUUAUACUUACAAGUCAUUCCAAAAGUAGGGAUAAAAAGGUUUAAAUGGGUUUUCCCCAAUAUGUGUUUGUGCUAUGCAUUUUUAAAGCUUCAGUACAUUGCAAUCAAUAGAGCGCAAGUGCCCACCCACUUUAUAAGCCGUCUUGGUUUCGAAAGAUUACAAAAAAUAUAGUUUUAUUAUAGGGAUUUAAUAAAAAAUCUUUAUAAAAGAGUCGUAAGCCAUGAACCAAACCAACCGACUCUGAAGUGAAUCAAAACAAUCACAUACUUUGCAUUAAAAUCCCACGAAGCAUUGCAGUUGACGUCAUUGAAUAACAAAAACAAUGGAAACUAUUAUAAAAAUAAUAAAACUAUUGAUUUAAAGUAGCUGAUUUUAAGUAUAGAAACUAAAUAUUAAAAAUUUUGUUGCAAAAUAUUCAGAUAAAUGCAUAUCUAAGUAGUUUGAGAGUGCAGAUGACUUGAUUUUGUCCUUCACUGCGUCAUGGGAGUGGGCAGAGCACUUUUGGCGCACUUUGUUGGUCGCAGUUCUCUGAUUGGUGGAUAUUUCCUU